CACUUGACCACACUGAUGCUAGCUGUCCACUCAGACUUUUACCUCCUAUGGUCUGUCCGUCCUGACUCUGACAUUCUCUGCUCACGUGAUUCGCCUGGAUGCCCCUGUGCUGGCGUUGGCAUGACUGGGCAAAGCCUCCUCUUCCUCACCACCCUGGCCCUGGGGCUCGUUGGGGUGGCCUGGGGGGCCCAGCCGGCCCUGCUGGGCCGGGGGGCAGCAGCGGCAGCUUGUCGUCUGGAUGACAACGAGAGCGAAUCUUGGGGGGCCCUGCUGAGUGCAGAGCGGCUGGAUGCCUGGAUUUGCUCCCUCCUUGGCUCACUUAUGGUGGGGCUCAGCGGGGUCUUUCCUCUGCUGGUCAUUCCCCUGGAGAUGGGCGCUGCCCUCCGCUCUGAAGCUGGAUCCCACCGCCUGAAGCAGCUGCUGAGUUUUGCCCUGGGAGGGCUCCUGGGGAAUGUGUUUCUGCACCUGCUGCCAGAGGCCUGGGCCUACACCUGUAGUGCCGCCACCGGUGGGGGAGGGCAGAGCCUUCAGCAGCAACAGCUCCUGGGACUUUGGGUCAUUGCUGGCUUCCUGACCUUCCUGGGGCUGGAGAAGAUGUUCUUAGACAGCAGAGAGAAGGAUUGCCCCAGCCAGGCCCCCAUCAAAGACCCAGCUGCUGCCGUGCGCAAUGGAGGCCGCUGCCUGGCCCUGCCGGCUGCAGUAGCAGGCCUGAGCGUUGAGGUCCAGAAAAUCAAAAUCAGUGGCUAUCUCAAUCUGCUGGCAAACACCAUUGACAACUUCACCCAUGGGCUAGCUGUAGCUGCCAGCUUUCUAGUGAGCAAGAAGAUCGGGCUUCUGACGACCAUGGCCAUCCUCCUCCAUGAGAUCCCUCAUGAGGUAGGUGACUUUGCGAUCCUGCUCCGGGCCGGCUUUGACCGAUGGAGUGCAGCCAAGCUGCAGCUCUGGACGGCGCUGGGGGGCAUCCUGGGGGCCUGCUUUGCCAUCUGUGCCCAGUCACCCAAGGGAGCAGGGGAGACCAUUGCCUGGAUCCUCCCUUUCACCUCAGGGGGCUUUCUCUACAUUGCUCUGGUCAAUGUUCUGCCGGACCUCUUGGAGGAAGAGAACCCUUGGAAUUCCUUACAGCAGGUGCUGUUGCUGUUCACGGGCAUUGUGAUGAUGGUGCUCUUCUCGCUCCUGGCUGAGUGACAUCCCUGUGGUUACCCUCAGCCCCUCCAGCAAUAAGAGACUCCUUUUAGUCCUGUGACCUCGUGUGUGUGUGUGUGUGUGUGUGUGUGUGUGUGUGUGUGUGAGUUGUCUGGGUGUGCAGAUUGUCCGAGCCUGGUGCUUCUGUCCCUCUGGUCCCCACUCUGGCGGCCAGCUGUCAUGCUGGUUUCUGGGAAAUAAGCUUUGAGGAGCAGCAUCAGCGGCUGUGUGUGUGCGAGGGUGUGUGGGUGUGUGUGAAGGGCCUUAGGGAGGGGACAUAGAGAGGACAGCCAGGACCUAGAGUUCCAGAGGUGAACUCAGGACUGGGGAAAGUGGGAGGAGGGGCCCUGGACUCUGCCAGGAUGCCAGGGCCCAAGUGAUGAGGGGAGCUGUCCUGGCUUCUUCCUCCCCCUUGGGCUCCUCAUCUUCAAGCUGCCCUGUUCCCCAAGCAGAGGGAGAAGGGAGACCCAAUGAUCCAAUACCCACGGGAAGGUACGAAGUCAGUGAUGGUCUCAGUCCCCGCCCAUCCCUCCCUGACCCCUCUGCUCCGCCUGGGAGCCGAGGAGCACGUGGGACGGACGGUCCUGGGGGCAGCUGGGGCCUUGCUGGGCUCCUGCCUCUACUGCUCAGCUGGAGGCCCCGCUCUGCUCGGGGACUCUCCCCUCCUGCUACCAAAGGAAGUAUUUACUCAGCACCAAGUGCUGGAGAGAGAGCCGGUCCCCACCCGGCUCCCCAGCUCCUCCCCCCGCUGGGGACCGGGACCUUCUAGUAGCUUCAUUAGGAGGGCGGGGAGGAUGCCGGGAAGAUGUGCUCAGUACCCAGGAAUGUACUUGCUGCCCCCACAGGGGCCAGGAGCCUGGGCCAGAGGCCCUGCUUCAGGCUUAGGUCUGGAGCCUUGUCGCCCCCUAGAGGACAAUCGAAGAAGUGGCUGCAGAGACGUCUUCUGUUUGGUUUUACAACAGAAAUCUGUAAAAUUACCUAUUCCAUAGAUAAGAUGCAAAUAAAUCUUAUUUUAUCCUGAAA
Molecule: messenger RNA, 2205 nt
Organism: Vombatus ursinus (common wombat)
Lineage: Eukaryota; Metazoa; Chordata; Mammalia; Diprotodontia; Vombatidae
Gene: SLC39A13
Product: solute carrier family 39 member 13
Exons: 10
Coding region: 16-1185 (389 amino acids)
Biological process (GO): zinc ion transmembrane transport; intracellular zinc ion homeostasis
Cellular component (GO): membrane
Molecular function (GO): zinc ion transmembrane transporter activity
Source: RefSeq, a predicted model, not a curated record